This is a messenger RNA of Schizophyllum commune H4-8, 300 nucleotides long. RefSeq lists its product as uncharacterized. NCBI's taxonomy places the organism in Eukaryota, Fungi, Basidiomycota, Agaricomycetes, Agaricales, Schizophyllaceae. The record is from RefSeq and is a predicted model, not a curated record. The transcript is spliced from 2 exons. The annotation marks the transcript as partial.
UUCACGGACGUCGACGUCGACCGCGACGAUGCCGAAAUGAAGCCCAAGUCGUCCCUGACGAUAUGUCGGCCCGCGCGCUACUACACGCGAAAGAGUACUCGUCCCUGCUCCCUCACAAUGCGGCAGCACGAUUUUCGGGGCGAAGUCGACGUUCGCAUCGUCCCCAUGCCGUUCGCCGGCAUGUUGCCGGGCCCAUACGACGUCUCCUCACGCAUCCAGAUGAGGGGAGACUAUCGCCAAUCGCGGCGAGGUUAUCCUUUGACCCUAAUCCUCGAUUUUCAGCUCAUCCAGCGGGUCUGA